AUGACUAUCAACACUAUCCUGUUCGACUGCGACAACACGCUCGUCCUCUCCGAGGAGCUUGCGUUCGAGGGCUGCGCCGACUUGCUCAACGAGAUCUGCGAGGCAAAGGGCGUGUCGCCAUUGCCCAACUUUACGGGUCCGACGCUCAUCACCGAGUUUGUCGGCCAAAACUUCCGCGGCAUGCUCACGUCGCUGCAGUCGCGCUACGGAUUCCCGCUGACGGCUGACGAGACCAACUCGUAUGUGCUGCGCGAAGAGGAGGUUGUGAUUGCCAAGCUGCGCCAGGCUCUGAAGCCGUGCGUCGGCGUGGAGCCGCAGCUGGAGGCGCUCAAGGCGGAGAACAAACAGCUGCUGGCGGUUGUCUCGUCGUCGGCGCUGCGGCGCGUCAAGGCGAGUCUCGAGGUCGUGAAAUUUGACCGAUUCUUUGCGCCCGACCACGUGUACUCGGCGGCAACGAGCCUGCCGACACCGACGAGCAAGCCGGACCCGGCCAUCUACCUGCAUGCACUCAAGGAGCUGGGCAAGACGGCCAGCGAGGCCGUGGCCGUCGAAGACAGCCGCAGCGGCACGCUGAGCGCGACGCGGGCAAAGAUUCCGACGAUUGGCUAUGUGGGCCCCUACGCAGCGGACAAGCGGACGGAGAUGGAGAAGGUUCUGCGCGACGCGGGUGCGCAGGUGAUUAUGCAGAGCUGGGACGAGUUCCCGGCGAAGCUGGAGGAGAUUUCCAAACUGUAG
Sporothrix brasiliensis 5110 is the source of this 735-nucleotide messenger RNA. RefSeq names its product phosphoglycolate phosphatase. NCBI's taxonomy places the organism in Eukaryota, Fungi, Ascomycota, Sordariomycetes, Ophiostomatales, Ophiostomataceae. The transcript has a single exon. The record is from RefSeq and is a predicted model, not a curated record. The coding region runs from base 1 to 735 and encodes 244 amino acids.